Molecule: messenger RNA, 1313 nt
Organism: Galdieria sulphuraria
Lineage: Eukaryota; Rhodophyta; Bangiophyceae; Galdieriales; Galdieriaceae
Product: ubiquitin carboxyl-terminal hydrolase 5/13
Exons: 2
Biological process (GO): protein deubiquitination
Cellular component (GO): nucleus; cytosol
Molecular function (GO): protein binding; cysteine-type endopeptidase activity; cysteine-type deubiquitinase activity
Source: RefSeq, a predicted model, not a curated record
AGUUGGGUUACGGUUUGUANAGCGGNAAAUAUGGAUUCGUCAAGAAGAGNGAUGGNGAUAUGCAGCCCAAAGGAAUAGCGCCAAGAAUGUUAAAGAAGGCUGUAGCACGCAGUCAUCCAGAAUUCUCCUCCAUGAGACAACAGGAUGCCUCAGAAUUCUUGCAAUUUCUAUUGGUUACUUUACAAAGGUGUUCGCUAUAUUACAAGCGUUAUAUUCCCGAUCUUUUAGAGUCAUUCAAAUUCAAUAUGUGUCAACGACUGCAGUGNGANAGUUGNAAAGGAGUAAGAUACUUGGAAGUGUCUUGUUCUGGUUUAGAUGUGCCCCUNGAGUCUGCCAUGAAAGAUACUUGUUCAGCUCAAGUUACGUUGGAGGACUGUUUGGAAGCUGCAUUNAGGGAAGAAUGGGUNGAAUUNGACUGUCCAGUCUGUUCAGAAACAUCAUCAAGACGAGCGAAAGCCAGCAAGUCCAANAGGAUACAGACUUUUCCAUGCAUUCUUCCUAUUACUGUNAGAAGAUUCGGAAUUGGCGAAGGUUGGACGCCAGUGAAACUAAGAGANAAUAUNGACGUUCCUUUGGAGAUAAACCUAAGCAACUGGAAGACUGCUGGACAAGGUUGUCAACCGAAAGAAGANGAAAUAGCACUUCCUUCUUCGAAAGUCAAUAUCGAACUUUUGAACCAACUCAUCCAGAUAGGAUUUCCCAAAGAGACUGUGGAGAGAGCCUUAACGGAAAGNAGUUGUUCAAAUUUGGAAGAUGCUGUAGCUUGGUUGACAGGGAGUCAAAAACAAGANGAGUCACCUGUUGGAGAUUCUUCUCUAAUGAANGAACAAGUAGAGAUCCUUGUAAACAUGGGAUUUCGUGCACAAGAUGCAAAACGUGCUUUACUUCAAUGNGAUUUUUCGGUAGAACGAGCAUUGGAUUGGUUAUUNAGUCAUCCNGAUAUGAANGAAGCAGANGAAGGCAGUUCUCAACAAAUGGACGAACGAGUCUCUUUGAGUGGUACCUGUUGGGCACCUUCCUCAGAAGAGACGAGUUAUCAGCUAUUGGGUGCUGUAGUCCAUUUAGGUUCUUCCACCAGNAGUGGACAUUAUGUCGCAUAUACUCAUGCUGGUUCACAUUGGAUACUAUUNAANGACGAGAAAGUGAGUAUUGCAGAGUCUCCGUAUUUAGGACAAGCAUAUAUGUACUUUUAUUGUCGGAAAGANAGUCUUCCAAGACCUGUUCUUCCUGUACCAGAGUAGUGAUUGCAGUUAGACGAUACUUCUUCCAAAUGUGAACCACAUCUUGCAACAAAUAUAUAUCCUUUAUGAAGA